Seriola aureovittata is the source of this 3427-nucleotide messenger RNA. RefSeq names its product solute carrier family 16 member 3a (gene slc16a3a). Gene Ontology annotation, cellular component: membrane. The record is from RefSeq and is a predicted model, not a curated record. Gene Ontology annotation, biological process: transmembrane transport; monocarboxylic acid transport. The transcript is spliced from 7 exons. Gene Ontology annotation, molecular function: monocarboxylic acid transmembrane transporter activity. NCBI's taxonomy places the organism in Eukaryota, Metazoa, Chordata, Actinopteri, Carangiformes, Carangidae. Bases 225 to 1829 code for a protein of 534 amino acids.
GGAGACUGAAGGAGGGACAACUCUCAGCAGCAUCACCCGAUCUGGGACCGUUAAUGUCCGUCAUAUGGCGCAAAUUGUUAUUUUAGUGCACGUUUUCACGCACCAUCCCAGCCAGCCGUCCAUGUCAUGACAGAGUUAUAUAAGGUGUGCAGGGGCAUCCAGACAGAGAUCCCCAUGAUGCAGCUUCUCUAUCUGCGUCUGUUAAGACACAGCCCUAAGACAUCAUGGGAGGCGUGGCGGUGGACGUGGGUGCGGACAGAGUGAAGGCACCCGAUGGAGGGUGGGGCUGGGCAGUGCUGGCCGGCUGUUUCGUCAUCACAGGCUUUUCCUACGCUUUCCCAAAAGCGGUCAGUGUAUUCUUCAAAGAGCUGAUCCUGGAGUUUGGGGUGGGAUAUAGCGAUACUGCCUGGAUCUCCUCCAUACUGCUGGCCAUGCUCUAUGGGACAGGUCCUCUGUGCAGCAUGCUGGUGAACUGCUUUGGCUGUCGUCCAGUGAUGAUGGUGGGGGGCCUCUUCGCCUCUCUGGGAAUGAUCCUUGCCUCCUUCUCCACCAGCAUCAUCCACAUCUACCUCACUGUUGGGGUCAUUACAGGUCUGGGGUUAGCCCUCAACUUCCAGCCAUCUCUGAUUAUGCUAAACCGCUACUUCAGUGAGAAGCGUCCUCUGGCCAAUGGGCUGUCAGCAGCUGGAAGCCCCGUGGCCCUGUGCUGCCUCUCACCACUGGGCCAGGUCCUCCAGUACCAGUACGGAUGGAGGGGGGGCUUCCUCAUCUUGGGUGGCCUUCUUCUCAACUGCUGUGUGUGUGGGGCCCUUAUGAAGCCUCUGGUCGCCCCCAAGACCAUCCCAACCAAGGACAUGGAGCAGGACACAGAGGAGGGAGCAGAGGAAGCAGAGAGGAAGAAGAAGAAGCCCAAAGCCAAACUGCUGGACUUCUCUGUCUUCAAAGACUGCGGGUUUGUCAUCUACACUGUAGCAGCCUCCAUCAUGGUGCUGGGGCUGUUUGUGCCUCCAGUGUUCGUUGUGAGCUAUGCUAAAGAGCUGGGGAAUGAAGAUACCAAAUCGGCUCUGCUGCUCACUAUCCUGGGCUUCAUUGACAUUUUUUCACGGCCCACGUGUGGUGUGAUUGCUGGGCUGAGCUGGGUGCGGCCUCGUUGCGUCUACUUAUUCAGCUUUGCUUUGAUCUUCAAUGGAACCACUGACCUGGUGGGGUCACAGGCCAAGGAUUAUACAUCUCUGGUGGUCUACUGUGUCUUCUUUGGCAUCUCCUACGGCAUGGUGGGAGCCCUGCAAUUUGAGGUUCUCAUGGCAAUAGUUGGCACUGAGAGGUUCCCCAGUGCCAUUGGCCUGGUUCUGCUCAUGGAGGCCAUUGCUGUGCUGGUGGGGCCACCUGGUGCAGGGCGGCUGCUCGAUGCCACCAAGAACUACAUGUAUGUCUUCAUACUGGCAGGGAGCGAGGUGGUCCUCGCCGCUGUGGUUCUGGCCACUUGUAACCUCCUUUUUAUUAAGAGGAAACCUUCAGCUCCAGCAGACCAGCUGGAGAAUGUCACAGUGACAGAUGACGAUGCCAAGACAGAGGUGUUCAGUAAACCUGCAGAGGUUAAUGAUGAAGAGGAGAAGGAACCAGGAGAGGAGCAAGAGAAUGAGACUGUGGAGGAGGCGAAAGAGGAAUUAAAGGAGGAAGAGGAGGAGGAGGAGGAAGAGGAGGAGAGAGACAAGGAGAAAGUAGAGGAGGUCAGGCAAGAGAAUGAAACAGCAGACUCACAGGAAGUGGAAACGUUGUUGAAAGAACCACAGCAGAACGGUGACGCAGCCGUCAGUGCUGAAGCCUGAGCAGGGACGGAGGAUGCUGGACAGGAUUAUACCUGCAGGCUACACACACUUUUUUCUUUUAGAUAAUCCAGCAGCAGGAUGAAGUGUUUUGUGAAGUGCUCCCAUGAGUCCCCUGCUGGUCGGUUGUGCCGUCAUACAGUGCGUGUUCAUGUGCAAGUGUUUGUCGUUUGCAGGGGGGCGGGGGGGUCAAUCUGUGUCACUGCCAUAGGGAACAUUAAGAGUUACUGUAUGUUAUCAAUUCCUGAGCACUAGAUGUUUUAAAGUGUGGUGGUUAAUAGGAGACAGUAGAAGAAUUCAGUUGCAGCACUGCCUUGUUUGUACAGUUUAUAUCACAAGUUAUAUUUUGAUGUAGCCACCAGCAAAUAAAGAUUGGCAAUAUUCUGUAUUGGUGUCAACAAAUCACAUGGAAAUGAGCUUUUAGCUGGAUCUGGUGCAACACAUGUAUUAAAGAGCUUCCUUUUAAAUGAAAUAAAUAUUAAACACCAACAAUCAGUUUAUCCUACAAAAGGCCUGCUCACAUCAGAAAAGAGCACAGUACAGCUGAUCCAUGCACCUCUGCAAACCAACCUGUCCAUUGUAAACAAGCAAAGCUGCCGUAGUGAAGUUGUCUUAAUGCCAAUAUAGUGGGAUCUCUGUUACCGUAGUCCAGGAAGUUUGAGCGCUGAGUUUAACACGCAGUUGUCUGCUUUGUAUCUGCAAACAGAUGUUCACAGAAGCACUUCUUUUUUUCAGUGUCUUUGUGUAACGUCACUGCUGAUGUCACAGAUUUUAUUCGGUCUCUUUUUUUUCUUUUAUUUUUUUACAAAUGCAAAUAUUUUCUACACAAGGACAAUAUUAUUUUUUACAAAUAGAAAUCCUUUCUACACAUGUGCAAACUUGAAUUUCUCAUGCAGAUUUAUUUUACAGGUUUAUAGAGAGGCUGAUUUACUUCACUUUGGCAUUAUUUCUGGGUGUCACUUUACAAGUUCAAAAUCUUUCAUUUGAGCACAUAAACCCACACUUUUUCAAAAAGGUCCACGAACCAUAUAUUAUACCAGAAAAUUACUGAAUUAUCUUUGCUAUGUUCAGGGAACUGGAGCUUGUUUGCUGGGGUAUACUGUGUGUCGCAUUUUUCCGACACAUGACACAGACCUACGAUCUGGCGGUGUGUGAGCAUGCACCCUCCUGACUUGCAGAAAGCCCUUGCAGAUUUUUGUCACACACACAGUGACGGAUGAAAUGUCCUGAGAAAGGACUGAAAGGCCUCGUGUGUCUCCCUGGGGAUGAACUAAAAGUUGUGACCCUGUAACUCAUUUGUAAGUAUUUUUCUGAACUGUUCUUAACGGUGUUGAUACUGGCAACUUCCACAUGAUGUGUGCAGGUGUUGUUGCUUUACGUAGUAGUCAUGACAGAUGUGGUCAGAAUGUGCAGUAAAAUGUUCCCUUUGUAUGAGCUGCCAAACAUGAUGUCAACAUUAAACCCUCAAGAGGGACAGAAGCCAGUCUUUGGUUGUUCGGUUUUGCAGAUUAUAGAUGAAUCUAAAUUAUUCAGCCUCUUCAUGUACUGUAUGUGCAAUAUGAAGCCUUACUCCAUCAAUAAACUUGUACAACAAAAAUGAA